Molecule: messenger RNA, 5057 nt
Organism: Pocillopora damicornis (cauliflower coral)
Lineage: Eukaryota; Metazoa; Cnidaria; Anthozoa; Scleractinia; Pocilloporidae
Product: splicing factor 3B subunit 1
Biological process (GO): spliceosomal complex assembly
Molecular function (GO): mRNA binding
Source: RefSeq, a predicted model, not a curated record
ACAAUGUUUGAAUAUUUCAAUGUUUGCUAAAUUGUAGCUGUUCAAGUUUGAAAACAGUUUUCAAAGUGUUAUACUUGCAAGUAAUUUGAAUUCUUGAUGGUUUCACAACAGUGUUUCAUCAUCAAUACAUGAAUCUAUGUGCAAAGGGAAUUCUUUUUUUCCUCAAAAUUAUAUAAUUUUUACAGUACUCUGUAUUCUGAAAUGCAAGGUGAAUUUUAGUAAUCUUCACUAAAAAAAAAAGAAAAAAUAGAAAAACAGAUGUAGUCAGACAAAAUUUUGUACUAUCAUGCCAAAGCUAACUUCAUCCCUUCCAAAAUUAGUAAAUUAAAAAAAAGAGGCAUUGUGAAGAGGACACCUUUCCUCAAAAUCCAGGGAAAGUUUAUUGAAAUUUCAUAUUUGUAGAGUGUAGAAUACACAGUACAUACUUAGAGUAAGAUGCCCUAAGCCAGUACUGAUGCUACACAGUGGUCGAUUACUGACCUCUGAAGAAUUUUUAAAUAGGAGAAGUGCUUGAGUUUAUCAACUAACUCGAUGCCAUGCCAAGAUGCGACGUCAGUGACUCAUCUCAAGACUAGCCAUUGGGUGGCAAAACACCUGAUCCAUCCCAUUUGAUGAAUACCAGGACGUAUCAGGACAUUAUUCAAGAAACAGCUCUUCAGAGAGAGCAGGCGCAAAUCUUUCAUGAUAUCAGGAACCAAGCAGCCUCAGGGGAAUUGCAAAAGGCUCAACCAGCUGCAGCAUCAAAACCAGAGAGGAAGCGCCGCAGAUGGGAUCAGCAGGCUUCUGGGGAUGAAACACCAGCCAAGAAAAAGUCUAGCAGUUGGGAUCAGGCUGAGAUGGCGACUCCUUCUGCCAGUCGCUGGGAUGAAACUCCUGGGCGUGCAAAAGGCUCAGAAACACCAGGUGUUACCCCCCACAGGCCUGGCUCUGAGACACCAGGAGCUACCCCUAGCACCAGGAUAUGGGAAGCUACACCAAGCCAUGUGACCCCUGGACAUGCCACACCUGGACAUGCCACUCCUGGCGGCAAUACCACACCAGGCAUUUCAUCAACCAGGAGAAAUCGCUGGGAUGAAACUCCCAAGACAGAAAGAGGUGAAACUCCAGGUCAUGCCACUCCAGGUCAUGCCACUCCAGGCUGGGCAGAAACUCCUAGAACAGAUCGCACUGGUGCCGAGACACCUGGAGCCACACCUACUCCAGGAAGUAAGCGACGUUCACGAUGGGAUGAGACACCUGCCAGUCAAAUGGGUGGCACCACCCCAAUGAUUGGUACCAGUGGCGUGACACCAGCUGGACCUGCAGCCAUGCAGAUGCAGACACCUACCCCAGGACAGAUGGCUAUGACACCAGAGCAGAUGCAGGCAUAUCGCUGGGAGAGGGAAAUUGAUGAAAGGAACAGGUACCUUUCUGAUGAUGAACUGGAUUCGUUUUUCCCAAAAGAGGGAUACAAGAUUCUUGAGCCACCUCCAGGCUAUCAGCCUAUCAGAACUCCAAGCCGUAAGCUAACAGCCACUCCCACCCCUAUAGGGGGAAGUGGCUUUUUCAUCCAGCAAGAAGACAGAUCAGCCAAACUGGUUGAAGAUCAACCACCUGGUAACUUGCCCUACUUGAAACCAGAUGAUGUACAGUACUUUGAUAAGCUGCUGGUGGAUGUUGAUGAGAGCACUCUUAGUCCAGAAGAGUUGAAGGAAAGAAAGAUCAUGAAACUCUUACUGAAGAUUAAAAAUGGCACUCCACCCAUGAGAAAGGCUGCCUUGCGUCAGAUCACAGACAAAGCUCGUGAGUUUGGAGCAGGUCCACUGUUCAACCAGAUCCUACCUCUUCUUAUGUCUCCUACACUUGAAGAUCAGGAACGUCAUUUGUUGGUGAAGGUCAUUGACAGAAUUCUGUACAAACUUGAUGAUCUUGUUCGUCCAUUUGUCCAUAAGAUCCUUGUGGUUAUUGAGCCACUUUUGAUUGAUGAAGACUACUAUGCUAGAGUGGAGGGACGUGAAAUUAUUUCCAACUUGGCUAAGGCUGCUGGUUUGGCCACAAUGAUCUCUACCAUGAGACCUGAUAUUGAUAAUAUUGAUGAGUAUGUCCGUAACACAACAGCAAGAGCUUUUGCAGUUGUAGCUUCAGCUCUUGGCAUUCCUUCCUUGUUACCAUUCUUAAAAGCUGUAUGUCGCAGCAAGAAAUCAUGGCAAGCACGUCACACUGGAAUCAAAAUUGUCCAGCAGAUAGCCAUUUUGAUGGGAUGUGCUAUCCUGCCUCAUUUGAGAAACUUAGUGGAGAUUAUUGAACAUGGUUUGGUUGAUGAACAGCAGAAGGUACGAACUAUCACUGCUCUUGCCUUAGCUGCCCUGGCUGAAGCUGCUACACCCUAUGGUAUUGAGUCCUUUGAUAGUGUCCUGAAGCCCUUGUGGAAGGGUAUAAGACAACACAGAGGAAAGGGUCUGGCUGCCUUUCUGAAGGCUAUUGGAUACCUUAUUCCACUCAUGGAUGCAGAGUAUGCCAACUACUAUACCAGAGAAGUGAUGCUGAUCUUGAUUCGUGAGUUUCAGAGCCCUGACGAAGAAAUGAAAAAGAUUGUGUUGAAGGUAGUGAAGCAGUGCUGUGCCACGGAUGGUGUUGAACCGCAGUACAUCAAAGAUGAGAUUUUACCAGAUUUCUUCAAACAUUUCUGGCAGCACAGGAUGGCAUUGGAUAGGAGAAAUUACAGACAGCUUGUGGAUACAACUGUGGAACUGGCCAACAAAGUAGGAGCAUCUGAGAUCAUCAACCGAAUAGUGGACGAUCUCAAAGAUGAAAAUGAACAGUACCGAAAAAUGGUCAUGGAAACGAUUGAAAAGACCAUGGGUAACCUGGGCUCAUCCGAUGUUGAUUCCCGUCUUGAAGAGCAGCUUAUUGACGGAAUCCUGUAUGCCUUUCAGGAACAAACUCAGGAGGACAUUGUUAUGUUGAAUGGUUUCGGUACAGUGGUGAAUGCGCUGGGUAAGCGUGUUAAGCCAUACCUGCCUCAGAUCUGUGGUACAAUCCUGUGGAGAUUAAACAACAAAUCAGCUAAGGUCAGACAACAGGCUGCUGAUCUCAUAUCAAGGAUCGCUCAAGUCAUGAUGACAUGCGGAGAGGAGAAGCUCAUGGGCCACUUAGGUGUCGUACUGUACGAAUACCUUGGAGAAGAGUACCCUGAAGUACUGGGGAGUAUCUUGGGGGCCCUUAAGGCAAUUGUCAACGUUAUUGGAAUGAACAAAAUGACUCCACCCAUCAAAGAUCUUUUGCCGAGACUCACACCCAUUCUCAAGAACAGACACGAGAAGGUUCAGGAGAACUGUAUCGACUUGGUUGGUAGGAUUGCAGACAGAGGAGCAGAACAUGUCGGUGCGCGUGAGUGGAUGAGAAUUUGUUUUGAGCUCCUUGAACUGCUGAAGGCCCACAAGAAAGCUAUCAGAAGAGCUACUGUCAACACUUUUGGAUACAUCGCCAAGGCAAUUGGUCCUCAAGAUGUACUCGCCACACUGCUCAACAACUUGAAAGUGCAGGAACGGCAGAACAGAGUGUGCACCACUGUCGCUAUCGCCAUUGUUGCAGAGACAUGCUCGCCAUUCACUGUUCUACCAGCCCUAAUGAAUGAAUACCGUGUCCCAGAGCUGAACGUCCAAAAUGGCGUCCUUAAGUCACUGUCGUUCUUGUUUGAAUACAUUGGCGAAAUGGGUAAAGAUUACAUCUAUGCCGUGACACCUCUAUUGGAAGAUGCUCUCAUGGACAGAGAUCUGGUUCAUCGCCAAACAGCGUGUGCCGCAAUAAAGCACAUGGCCCUGGGAGUGUCAGGCUUUGGCUGUGAAGAUGCUCUCACUCACCUUAUGAAUUACGUGUGGCCCAACAUCUUUGAGACGUCGCCUCAUGUCGUGAACGCAGUGAUGGAGUCUAUCGAAGGCAUGAGAGUGGCUUUAGGACCUUCUAAAGUACUUCAAUAUUGUUUACAGGGAAUGUUUCAUCCGGCGCGAAAGGUUCGAGAUGUCUACUGGAAGAUUUACAACAGCUUGUAUAUUGGAUCACAGGAUGCUCUGGUAGCAGCAUAUCCUACAGCACCCAGUGAUGAAAAGAACCAUUUCUCAAGAUCCGAACUAUCCUAUUUCCUCUGAUCUGAGGAAGAUGUCAAGGCAAUGGCUCUGCGCUGAACAUUUUCUGACAUAGCAUCAUCACGCACUUAGUAAUUUAACAUUUUAUCCUUUGUAGAAAGCGUGCAAGUGCCACGCUGUACAUAGCAGAACUUGAAGAUUUUGUUUUAGGUUAGUUUGCGCUUUUCUUCGUUUCCUGCGUUCAGGGCUCGAAAUUGAAUUGAAACAGUUUGUGCAUAAAUACGAAAAUGUAGUCGCAAGUUCUUAAAAAGUGGCAAAACUAAUAAUCCCUGUGAGUUAUUGAAUACACUAGACCAACAAAUGAUUAACAGGAACGUGAUUUUAUUACUUCAUCAGCUUUCAUGCCCUUAGUGCAAUUAUGGAACGUCUGUGCGUAUUAAUAGUUAAAUAUCUGCGUAGUGAUCACAAAUUUGGGCUUCCUUUGCUUUGGGAAGGUUUAAAGACGAGGUUACAUUAUUGAAAAAAAUCAAUCCCCAUUAUCUCUACUUAAAGAAAAUUUGCCUCGCGAGUGUUAACCUAAUGUAUGCCUGGGCAAACAAACGUGCCUAUGCUCAUGGUAUAGCACUCUGCCUGGUCGAACAGUUCGUCUUCCGGCUAAGCACGUGUGUGGAUUCUUUAAAAUUGAACGCGCGUUCGGUACAGCCCGCCUUGUUUUUUAACCACUGAGGCCUAGACUGACCCGGGUCGAAUGAGAAUUGCGUCUAUUUUUCAGAGAAAGUUAGCACUUAGACCUAAAAGAAAAACGCAAAAAUGCUGAAGAUGGUAUUUCUCGAGGUUGAAACUACUGAGUAAUCCUCAUGCACUCUCUGAACUAUCUCAGACUGACUGAUAAAUUCUUAACUUCGCGCUCAGGAAAUUUUUCGAGAGAGGUAGAUCUCUGAUUCAUGUAAGCUUAUCUGUGAUUGAAUACAGAAUAAAACGUGUCGAAGUUGU